UUUCCCCAGGAUGUCUGCGAGUCAAGAGAGCCGACCUAGAGACAAUGGCCCCGAAGGGAUGGACCCCGAUGGUGUCAUUGAGAGCAAUUGGAACGAGAUCGUUGACAGUUUCGAUGACAUGAACUUGUCGGAGUCCCUCCUGCGAGGAAUCUACGCCUAUGGUUUUGAGAAGCCCUCCGCCAUCCAGCAGCGAGCCAUUCUCCCUUGUAUCAAGGGUUACGAUGUGAUUGCUCAGGCCCAGUCUGGAACUGGGAAGACCGCCACUUUUGCAAUCUCCAUCUUACAGCAAAUUGAGCUGGACCUGAAAGCUACCCAAGCACUGGUCCUGGCCCCAACAAGAGAGUUGGCUCAGCAGAUCCAGAAGGUUGUGAUGGCCCUGGGAGACUACAUGGGUGCCUCCUGCCAUGCCUGUAUAGGCGGGACUAACGUCCGCGCCGAAGUGCAGAAACUGCAGAUGGAGGCCCCCCAUAUCAUUGUCGGGACCCCUGGACGCGUCUUCGACAUGUUGAACAGGCGAUACCUGUCACCCAAGUUUAUCAAGAUGUUUGUGCUGGAUGAGGCUGACGAGAUGUUGAGCCGAGGUUUCAAGGACCAGAUCUAUGACAUCUUCCAGAAACUGAGUGGGAACACACAGGUGGUGCUUCUCUCUGCCACCAUGCCUAUGGAUGUCCUGGAGGUGACCAAGAAAUUCAUGCGGGACCCGAUCCGUAUCCUGGUCAAGAAGGAGGAGCUCACCCUGGAGGGUAUUAGGCAGUUCUACAUAAACGUGGAGAGGGAGGAGUGGAAGCUGGACACCCUGUGCGAUCUCUACGAGACCCUCACCAUCACUCAAGCCGUCAUCUUCAUCAACACCCGGAGGAAGGUGGACUGGCUCACUGAAAAGAUGCAUGCCCGGGACUUCACAGUUUCCGCCAUGCAUGGAGACAUGGACCAGAAGGAGCGCGAUGUCAUCAUGAGGGAAUUCCGCUCUGGCUCCAGCCGUGUCCUGAUCACCACAGACUUACUGGCCCGUGGCAUUGAUGUCCAGCAGGUUUCCCUGGUCAUCAACUAUGACCUGCCAACCAACCGUGAGAACUACAUACACAGGAUCGGCCGAGGGGGCCGUUUUGGAAGGAAAGGAGUUGCGAUCAACAUGGUGACAGAAGAAGACAAGCGUACGCUUCGCGACAUCGAGACAUUCUACAACACCUCCAUCGAGGAAAUGCCUCUCAACGUGGCCGACCUCAUCUGAGCUGCCUCUGUAGGGGCUCACUGUGCCUGCGAGAACCCACCCCCCACCCCAAUUAGGCACAAUCCUCUUCCCCCCCCCAACCCUUAUAAAAAUACCUGCCCUUUUCUAAUUUUUUUGAGUUUUCUUGCCUUUUGAAUAAAUGUCACUCUCUCUGGGGGCAGAAUGACCUCUUAGUGUUUACUGGCGCCUUUUCUCGGUCUCCCCCCCCCCCCCUGCCCCUCUCUACUUGUCAACUUCAUUUGGUAGCUUGCUUCUCCAGCCGCUGCCAGCCCCUUGGGACUUGGGGAGCAAAUUCAAAAUUGAACCCUUCAACAAAAUCGUGGUGCUAUAGCAGGAAAGGAAAGGCAACCACCCUCAGAAUCAAAAGGGUGUGGGUGUUUCUGUUUUCUCCCGGACUUAAAAUCAUUGCUUCAGAGAAGGAGGGGGGGAGGAAAUCACUGAUUCAAAGCAAAUUGCCAAGAUGUUUUGUUCCCCCUCCCCUCUAUGUAUCUUCGAGAUGAGACCUUUUCCCCCCAACACUUUAAGAUAAAAUCUAAAAAAAAUUGAAAACUUUUCAUACGGCAAAAAAAUCUGUAUGUGCAACCUUAAAACCUUUUUUUUUGUAUAGCUAUUAUUUAUUCAAAAGGAAAGUUACAGUGACCAAAAUAAACGUGAUCUUGAGAAAACUCUA
Molecule: messenger RNA, 1901 nt
Organism: Zootoca vivipara (common lizard)
Lineage: Eukaryota; Metazoa; Chordata; Lepidosauria; Squamata; Lacertidae
Gene: EIF4A1
Product: eukaryotic translation initiation factor 4A1
Molecular function (GO): RNA helicase activity; ATP binding; nucleic acid binding
Source: RefSeq, a predicted model, not a curated record